UAUAAACCGUAUUACUGCGCAAGUGUUGUCGGUCCGCGCGCAACAGUUUGUGUCGAGGUGUAUUCCUUCGAAUCUGUUUUUCAAUACAGUUCCCAUUCAGUUUUUCUGUAAUAAUGGCGCCCACCGUUUUUCCUUGGGAAAACUUCAAAGCUGAUGAAGACGCACAAAUUUUAAAAGAAUCUUUGGACGGUCUAGGCACCAACGAAGAUGCUAUAAUUGAAAUUCUAGCUAAAAGAACAAAUGAACAGAGACGUCAAAUAGUCACUACAUAUAAGACAAUGUUUGGAGAAGAUCUAAUAGAAGAUCUUAAAAGUGACCUUGGUGGAGACUUCGAAGACGUCAUUUUGGCUCUACUUAAAGACCCUUUGGACUACCAAGUAGAAGAACUACACAAAGCAGUUAGCGGUCUCGGUACUGAUGACGAUACCCUAGUGGAAAUUUUGGUUGUCCAUAACAACGAAGAAAUUCUGCAGAUAUCUGAAAGAUACCAGGAAUUGUAUGAGACAUCUUUAGAAGAUGACAUUAAAGGAGAUGAAUCCGGUACACUGCAGAGAUUAUUGGUGUCCCUAUCUACGGGUGGCCGGGAUGAAUCUGGAUUAGUUAAUAAAUCUGCUGCUGUUGCUGACGCACAGGCUUUAUACGAUGCUGGAGAAUCAUCUUGGGGAACAGAAGAAUCAGUUUUUAACUCAAUUUUGUGCCUGAAAAAUCCCAGUCAAUUGAAGCUUAUUUUUGAUGAAUAUGAAUCAUUGACUGGACAUUCCAUUGAAGAUGCUAUUGAUAAUGAAUUUUCAGGGUCAACCAAAAAUGCUUAUUUGAGUUUGGUGAGUUGCAUGAGAGAUCGAGCUACUUAUUUGGCGACGAGACUGCACGACGCUAUGGCUGGUAUGGGUACAGACGAUAGAACACUCAUCAGAAUAAUAGUUUCUAGAUCUGAAAUCGAUUUGGAGGAUAUAAAAGAAGCUUACGAAACUAAAUACUCCAAGAGUCUGUAUGAACGCGUUUCGGAUGACUGUUCUGGAAAAUACCUAAAGACAUUGCUAUUAAUUAUCGGUUAAAGAAAACAGAGAAAAAGUUUAUCAAUUCCCAGUAUCUUAUUAUAUUCAAUACAAUAUCAAGUUGUUAUAUUUGUUGCUUCGUUUAUUCAUAUUAGAAAUAAAAAAUACUUUCUGCUUCCAUAUUGUUCUAUUUAAUAGUGUUAUUAUUUUUUUUAUUUUAGGGAGACUCAACCGGAAAAUAUGAAAACAUAUUAUUAGCAAUAAUAGGUUAUUAAAAUAUAUUCAUAAUUUGUAAUCUAAAACUAAUAAGUUUUCAUUAUAAAAACAGUUAUUUAUUUUUUCAUUCAAACAUACAACAAAGGUGUUUAGUUAUAAGUUUGUACCGUCUCAAUUAUCUCAGAAAAGACUUGCACGAUUUUUAUUAGUUUUGCUUCACAAGCUAAUGUGGUCGAUAAUACGUUGAUAUUUACAUUGUUGUCGGAUAUUUCGUUUUUCUAAAAAUACAAAGGACUUUGCUAUUUCAGUUUGAUACAUAGAGAUAUUAUAGAUAGAGGUAACAAGUCAUAGCCCUCUAUGUACGUCCUUCCGAUUUCGAUGAGAGAGAAAGAGACGGACAAUCAGAGAUUUUUUUGGUUUUGUCUAUACGCGCAGUUAGAAAAGGAUUACUCAAAUUUCUGAUUAUCUCUCUCGUACACGGCGACGGUUAUCGCACUUGCUUUUUGCCUAUAUCUGUAAUGUCUCUAUGGAUGUAUCAUGUCCUAUUUUUGUUUUUUUUUUUUUUCUAUAAAAUUCAUGUGACAUAUACGUUGCCAUAAUUCCGCAGUUAUAUCAUUUGGAAUAAACCGAAACAUAAAUAAGUAAAAACUGCUGUUGAUAUUUUUAAAUCCAAGAAACCUGCGCUGAAAAAAAUCAAUAUUUGCAACAAUCUGUCGAGUAUUGGCAGAUUUUUUAUGAAAGUUUUAAAGUCACCCCUCAGGAAAUGGUCUAAAGGAUUCAUUUCGGGUCAUUCGAUAAAACUACACCUUCGUAUCCAUCUUCUAAUUAAUAAAAUAUAAUAUCAUGUAUUGUCAUUCAUUUUAUUACAAAUAUAUGUAAUAAAUAAUGAUACAAUAAUAAAUAUUAUCCAAGAUAAUCCAAUACAAAAUUACAAGAAACGAAAUUUCUGCAUUAAAAUUCAACGGAAAAUAUUUGGAUUUGAAUAUCACCGGAGCAAAGUCUUCAAUGGAAAAGGGACCAAUUAUUUUAUUGCCUAUCGUUCCAUCCGAUACCUUAUACUUUGUAAGAAUAGUUGUGGGAUUCUUUCGAAGAACGAGGAAUUGCACGUGCUCAGUAUCCAUAAUUAUGUUUCUAUUUACACAAAACGGACCUCGUCGCAAAACAUAACCUUAUUUAUUGGAAUUCUUGGAAUUUAUGAUCGUAUUUUUCUAUCAUUUGGUGAGAAAACUUUUCAAAGCUAUCGAAGUUAUCAUCUGUCAAUUCAUAAACCCUCCUUCCUCGGUAUGAAUGAAAUUUAUAAUCAUAUAAACUUCUAAUCUUCUAACAUUUUGCAGGCAUGUAAAGAUUUGUUUUCACUUAAUCAGAUUUUUUACACCCCGAUAAGAACAGUUGACAACACUAUAUUGAGAACUAAUAGUUCAUGGUUAAGAUAGUGGGAGGUCGAGAAUUAUUAAGCAAGCAUCGUCGAGCCUACCAAAUAUCCAUGUCGAAAAAGCUGAUCAGGCACCUUAGCUUGAACCUUUCAGCUUCACUAGACAAACUGUAAGGCUUGCACAUAUGUUGAAACGCAUGUUUAAGCAGAGCAGUUGAUUGUCAAGACAAGCAGAAGGUUCAUCUAUAUGUGUCUUAGCUUGUUCCAUUGCAGUAUUUCCAUCCAUCUCUGUAAAAACUGUCUUCCUUUCUCAGAGGUUCUGAACUCGCUGAUCCCAAUCUAGCCAGCGAAUCAGCCUCGCCGUCGCCCAACAGACCUGUGUCUAAACGAGCUGGUCCUUGCAAUUAUCACUCACUGUUGCACGAGAAGAUUGAGAUUACUGUGUUUAAUUAAGUGUCGCACGAGCAAAUUCCAUCGCAGAGAAUAUUAUUGAUUCAUACUGAAUAUCUGAGUGAAUUUAUAAGAUUUUUAUUGACUUCUACCUUCACCAAUAUCCUAAAAUAUCAAUUCUUCGUUCCACAGUAUUUUACAAAGUUUAUAAAAUAGUGCAAGUCGUUCGCAAAAUAAUUAAGGCAUUUCAUACUUGAAACUCCUUUUUCAAACACUGCCAAUAGUUAAUUUAAUCUAUAUCUAAUAAAAAAAUAAAAACAGACGUUUGGGAAACGUGAAACAAUGAGGUUAUGUUAUAUUUCUAAUAUAAUCUACCAAACUACUUCACUAUUUUUUAUUAGAUAUCUAUUUCGGUAGAUGAUGCAUUUAAAUUACUUAGAGUACCAAUGAAAUUAGCAGCAUACUAAUUCGUUAUUUGAAAUUGCAGAAGAUGUAAAUAACCAUACAUUUUCUAUCAACUAACAAAGCAUGUAGAUGUAAUUUUUGUUUUAACUAUCCCCUAUUUCCGUAUAUAGUUAAGCGACAAAAUUUGGUCUUUUAGUUUAUAUUUGAAGUUUGUACUGAUAAACACUAUAUUAUAACAAUUGAAUUCUGUAGAGUAACAACUCAAAAACAGUUCAAUAUUUUUUCCACUUUUUAAAUGUUUCAAUUAUCCCACUUCUAAAUGUGAAAUUGGAUCAAUACCUUUUAGAACACUUAAUUCCAAUAUUUUUUAGCAAUUGUUUCAAUAUAUUUGAAAGUAAAACAUGAUUAGUAAAUAGUCUAAAGCUGUUUUGAACUAUAUAAAGCAAUAGUCCCAUCUCGGAAAAUUGUUAAAUUUGAUUUUUUUCAGAGUGACGAGUCUAGGAACAUCAGAAAGAUGCUUGUCGCGCUAAUUGAAUAAAUUUUAAGUAAAAUGUUGAUAAAAGUGAGCUUUAAAGUCACGAUAUGCUUGAAAUAAUAUAGACUGCACGAACAAAUUGCUAAUAUAUAAUAAAAUAAUAUUUCGUUUAGAUACAUAUACUUGUUAUUUUUUAUGUACUGCUUAUAUAUUUUAUGAAAAUUGUAUUUUAGAAGUUUGCAAAUGAAAUAAACGCAUAUUUCACA
Diorhabda sublineata is the source of this 4119-nucleotide messenger RNA. Its product is annotated as annexin B9-like. The record is from RefSeq and is a predicted model, not a curated record. Bases 114 to 1055 code for a protein of 313 amino acids. The transcript has 7 exons. Lineage: Eukaryota; Metazoa; Arthropoda; Insecta; Coleoptera; Chrysomelidae. Gene Ontology annotation, cellular component: cytoplasm. Gene Ontology annotation, molecular function: calcium ion binding; calcium-dependent phospholipid binding.